CUCUCACUUCUCACUCUUUUCCAUUUUGCUCAUUUCAAUGCUCUUCCCCUGUUUACUUUUUCCCAUUAAUCACUCUUUUCUCUUCAUUUCUUCUGAAUUCCUACCUCUUUCUUCCCUUCUCAAUCAUCUCUGUUUCUCCUUUUCCUCUUCUUCCAGCCCCUCCAUUCCUCUUUCUUUCAAGGGAAUGUAAGCUGUUGGAAGUUGGCACGCAUAUUUGCAAUUCCAUAGAAAAUUCGCCUGUUUGGCUUUUGGGUUGUUGGGAACACGUAUGACCGGUCUAUUUGCUUCAAAUUGAUUUUUGGCUUUUGGGGAUCAACGCAAUGCCGAUAUGAUGCCAUUGUGUCACUUCUACUCAAGAGCCUAUUCAUGAUCACCAAUCUUAUCCUGUCUUGGUGUGAUUCAUUUAUUAUCAGUACAAUGUGCCCGUGAUGUAUAGACAUAUUUACUUCGCUUCUUCAAAGAUGAUGACAUUUAUUAUUUCCUGAUCUUGUUUGUGUAGAACACAGAUACAAAUACUGCAUGACAUUUACUGGAGUUCGACAUUUGUGAAGUUAGAUUCCACUGAGGCAAGCAAAAUUCAUAAUGUCUUACUGAUCAGCAAAAGCGGGUUGUUGGUUAUUAUAGCUCAAGUUGAGCUUGAAUUCUUGCACUAUAUGGACCACAGGACUUCAGAGUAUUUGGCUGCAAUGUUGAAGUCUUUUGUGCUAGUUCCUUGUUUUGGUUAGCUUCGAUUUAAUUUUUAACUUUUGUCAUCGCUACCUGAAGGAAAGAAAGAAAAAUGGUGGAGCCAGAAUUUUGUGCUUCCAAUAUACAAUCUCCUUUCCGUGAGGAGAGUGGGGAUGAAGAGCUUUCAGUUCUUCCCAGGCACACUAAAGUUAUUGUCACUGGAAAUAAUAGAACAAAGUCUGUUUUAUUGGGAUUGCAAGGCGUCGUUAAGAAGGCUGUUGGCCUUGGAGGCUGGCAUUGGCUGGUUUUGAAAAAUGGGGUGGAAGUGAAGCUACAAAGGAAUGCAUUGAGUGUGCUGGAACAUCCCACAGGAAACGAAAAUGAUGAACCUGAUUUGGACAACUCAAGUUGUAGCUCCGACAUCGGAGAGAAGGACAAUGAUUUCUCUAGCAGCGUUGUUUUCCACAAACUUAGCAAACCAAAAGUGAGGCAGAUUAAGCAAUGGGCUCCAUCUUCAUCAGCAAAGUCAACUGGUCUGGGCAGCUAUGGAGAAAUUCAAUCUAUUCACAUGCCAAAGUCAGGGACGCGGGUCAAACUGGGGAAACUAGGAACAGAGUCUUUGUGGAGAUAUAUCAAGCACUUCAAUCUAGUGAAUAGCAUUUCAAAUACUUCAAGAGACCAAAUCCUUCACGUUGUACAACGACAUUUUGCAUUACAGACGAGUUUGAACGAGGCAUCAGUGAUGACUGAAUUCAUUCGAGCUGUUAAGAAACGAAGAGAGUGAGGGGGGAGUGACUAAUGAUAUUGAAAAUUGAUUAACGUAAAUGUAUGUUUGUAUAGCGAUUAAUGAUUAUGCAUGUUAACUAUAUAGUCUACCAACUAUGUAAAACUUCUAACAUUGAGUUGAUAACAUCCUAGAUUCAUACUA
Cucumis melo (muskmelon) is the source of this 1594-nucleotide messenger RNA. RefSeq lists its product as uncharacterized. Gene Ontology annotation, cellular component: histone deacetylase complex. Bases 779 to 1450 code for a protein of 223 amino acids. The transcript has 8 exons. The record is from RefSeq and is a predicted model, not a curated record. Lineage: Eukaryota; Viridiplantae; Streptophyta; Magnoliopsida; Cucurbitales; Cucurbitaceae. Gene Ontology annotation, biological process: regulation of DNA-templated transcription. Gene Ontology annotation, molecular function: transcription coregulator activity; protein binding.